AUGGAGAAAGCCCUAAUGCUGCUUCUGGCAGUUGGCCUACUCUCCUUGGGUCACACAGAUGGAGAAGAAAAUAGCAGAGCUUUGUUGAAGGAAAGAACAAAACGUCAAAUUCCAAAAACUCUGACUGUCACCACAAUUUUGGAAAGCCUUUUGCUAUGAAGACAGAAUCAGAUGCUUUGGAAGGAUAUGCCAUUGAUUUUCUCUCUGAACUUGCUCAGUCCCUGGGAUUUAAUUACACUUUACAUAUAGUGAAGGAUGGAAAAUAUGGAGCCAAAGACCAGGAAGGAAACUGGAAUGGAAUGGUGGGAGAAAUCAUCCGAAAGGAAGCCGAUUUGGCCAUAGCACCUUUGACAAUUACUACUGUGAGGGAGAAUGCCAUAUCCUUCACCAAACCCUUCAUGCAGACCGGGAUUGGAGUACUCCUAAAGAAAGAUACAGCCGCUGAGGGCUCAUACCUGUUUGGUUUUCUGAGCCCAUUCAGCAAGGAAUUGUGGAUAGGAAUCAUUAUAUCCUAUGUUAUCACCAGCCUGUGCCUGUUUCUUGUUGGAAGGUUAAGCCCCUGUGAAUGGACUGAACCUGCCACUGAACAGAAUCAGUUCACCCUACUGAACAGUCUUUGGUAUGGAGUUGGAGCAUUCACACUGCAAGGUGCCGAACCUCAGCCUAAAGCCUUGUCUGCCCGAAUCAUCGCUGUCAUUUGGUGGGUGUUUUCCAUCACCCUCCUGGCUGCGUACAUCGGAAGCUUUGCUUCAUACAUUAACAGCAACACCAACCACACUCCAAAUAUUCAGACCGUGGAGGAUUUGCUGAAACAAGAUAAACUUGAGUUUGGGACGUUGAUCAACUCUUCCACUUUAAAUUUCUUUAAGAAUUCUAAGAAUCCAACAUUCCAAAUGAUCUAUGAGUACAUGGACAAGAGGAAGGACCGUGUGCUUGUCAAAUCCUUUUCUGAAGGAGUUCAACGAGUCCGAGAGUCAAACUAUGCCUUCCUGGGAGAGUCCAUCAGCCAGGAAUUUGUUGUGGCCAAACACUGCGACCUUGUUCGUGCUCCAGAAGUGAUCGGAGGCAGAGGAUAUGGCAUUGCAGCAGAACUAGACUCUCCUCUCAUCAGACCUCUGACUAUCGCCAUUUUGGAGCUUUUCGAGUCUGGAAGGCUGGAGUACCUGCGUCAGAAGUGGUGGGAAAACACUUGCUCUACACAAGACCAGACAGGUUGGGUGCCAGUACAACCUCACACUUUGGGCGGCAUCUUCCUUAUCCUGGGUAUUGGCUUGGCUCUGGGGCUUGUUGUCUCCUUCAUUGAGCUUGUGUGUAAAUCAAGGAGCAAUGCAGAUCAACAGAAGAAGUCCUGCUGCUCAUCAUUCGCAGAGGAGAUAGCCCAGCGUUUUGGAAAAGCACAAAAUCAGGAGGGUCUGGAAAAGAAAUCCCCCACUUCGAACAGCUGUGAUGAAGCGAAGGCAUAG
This is a messenger RNA of Staurois parvus, 1463 nucleotides long. The record is from the annotation of a GenBank genome assembly. Lineage: Eukaryota; Metazoa; Chordata; Amphibia; Anura; Ranidae.